This is a messenger RNA of Oikopleura dioica, 651 nucleotides long. The record is from the annotation of a GenBank genome assembly. NCBI's taxonomy places the organism in Eukaryota, Metazoa, Chordata, Appendicularia, Copelata, Oikopleuridae.
AUGAAUGAAACAGAACAUGAGGAGAGAAAAAGCCAACUGCUUGAUUUUGUCGUCCGCGACGAUGCAAGACAAGAAGCCGAUACAGAUAGCAGCGAAGAUUCGUCCCUUUAUGCGAUGGUCCAGCAGUACAUGAUGGAAAACCAAGUGCUGAAAAACGAAAACAACGAAUUAAAAUCACAAAUCGAUCGUUUGAAAUCAGAACUCGCUGCCAAGCACCAGCAGAAAGAGGACAUCACCCAGGAAGUCCUACGCUACCUGAUGAAUCAAAAUGCAAACACCCGAGGUUCCAACUCGUACGCCCAAAUUUACCCGAAAAUGGAGCAUCAUCUCAUUCCGCCUGCAGGAAUUCCCUACAGUCCUCAGUCACUGCAAAUGGGUCACUACAUGCAGCGAUAUCCUCCAGAUGAAAACAUCGUCUACAGUCCGAGCUUCCCAAGAAUAGAAAGCGUGGACUCCUCCCCGAACACACCUGCUCUAUUCAAGCGCGUCCCACAAAAGAAGUCCAAAAUUCCAAAACACAUCCAAGAAAGAAACCGCGAGAUCGACCGAUUAUCAAGAAUCAACCGCUCCGCUCAAUCUGACAUUGACGAAAUCAACAAGCAAAUUCAAAUGUAUAAAAAGCUGAAUAGAACCCAACGCCUGCCGAGAUAA